GGCCUUUCGUAUUAAACAAGAAGAGCUUGAAAAGAAAAGCGAUAAAAAAGAAUUAGCAACUCAACAAGUUUAAGGAAACGAAGAAAUAUCAAUAACAGAAUGGCAGGACGCGGUAGAGGAAAGUCUGCUAUGUCCUUUUCCAUGGAACAGUUGGGCCUCUCUAAAGGAGAAACACUAUCAACACCAGUUCCGCAACCAUCUUUAAGUUAUCCUCCAUUGGAUCACAAACCUCCACCUAUUCAAAUAACCAACGAGAUGGAGUAUCUAGUAGAAUUGAAAAGGCAUUUCACUGAAUAUAUGCGAGAGUCACCGUAUUAUGUGAAAGCUACUGUUAUAAAUGAAGAUAUUGAACGAUACAGCGAUGCUUUUAAAGAGGAUUUCACAGACAAUGAUGAAUCGAAAUAUGAGGCGUACCAUGAUUGGAGCUUAAUGCCAGAGGAAUUAAGAACGUCGAGAAAACGAAAACUCCGGAAAAACCCGGAGCAAAAAGAAAAUAAUAAGAAAAAGGACAUUGUGGAUAUUGUGAAAAAGUUGUCAGAAUUGGAGAAAAAAGAAAAUAUGCAACACCCUGCAGAAGAGGAAGAUAAAGAAGGGAAUGAAGAGGAGAAUGACGAAGAAAAGGAUGAUAGUGUAAAGGAGGAGGAGGAAGAUGAGAUGGAUGAUGGGACUGAUUAUGCAAAUGAAUACUUCGAGAAUGGCGACAAUUACUAUAGCGAAGAUGAGGUUACUGACGAUCAAUUCUUUGAUGCAUAAAUACUUGUAUGUUUCAGAAAAUUUUUUUUUUAUAUCUUGGCUCUUUUAUAUCUGUCAGACAUUUUCAAAGCUUUAAUCACAAGUAGAAUUGAAAAGGCAUUUCACCGAGUAUGUACGAGAGCCGAACAUAAAUAUGUCGCCAAUUAUGUGAAAGCUGCUGUUGAAAAUGAAGACAUUAAACAAUAUAGCAAUGUUUUUAAAGACGAUUUCACAGAAAAUGAUGAAUCAAAAGAUAAGUUAAGGACGCCGAGAAACUAAAAACUCUUUUACUGUAAGUUCACCGCGGUUAUUGCAAAUUCACUUAAAUUACGCAAGAUUUUUAUUCUUUACAAUUUGUCAGUUAAUUUUAAUAUCAUUGUUUAGAGAAAACCGAUUAGCGCGUAAGUUAAACUGACAAUGAGAAAAGAUUGUGCACAUAUGUAUGUGACUCACUAUUAAAUAUAAUAUAAGUUGAAUAAGUAACAUUGGUUUAUUUUUUUUUUCUUAGAACAAAUUCUCCAUAACAUUGUUGUCCUUGUUCUUCUUCUGUUAGGUCUGUGGUCUGUGUUACACACCUUUCUCAUAUGCUUGUAAUGCGCACGCUGAUUAUUUGCCACGAGUAUAUGGAGCCUACAAUUUUAAUGUUGGUUCCGAACAGCGGAUUUUUCGAGAGGUGUUUCUGGACAAGGAGAUUGCCGGCCUUUUCCGAGAGGAGACACGAGCGUAAAUAUUUAAUUGCUACCGAGAUCGAACCCGAGACUUCUGGCACGAUAGAUCAGUGUGUUGUCUGCCACUCUCGCGUUCGUUAACAUCGAUUUUUAAUUUCAAAUAACGAUGGGACAUAAAUAUGUUUAGCUUUUCUUCGCUAUCCUCUUGUUAUUGAUAGGGAAGGAAAGGAUUUGUCGUAACAUGUGGAUAUAAUUCGAAGUAGGGGGCACGCAGCGUGACGAUUAAAAUAGUCUAGAAAUCACAGGAAGCGUCGGCGUGUUUUUUUAUUACGAGUAUUUCACAAUUUCUAAUAUAUAAUAUAUUUAUAUAAUAUAUAUAGCCAUAAUAAUCUGCAAUUGUAAUAAAUGACCCUUUUCUAUGAUGCCAUCGGAUAGUACAAACGCAAUGUUUCUUGGGGUGACUGGGAAAAUGGAAGAGGGGGAGGAAGGGGUAAAAAGAUAGAGGAACGGUGUGUAGAAUACGCAAAAAUACCAUAGCGUUUAUAAUGCUCGUUAUGCAUACGUUAAGUUUUAGUGAUUUCAUCCCGUGUUUAUAUAUGUAUAUAUUUUUUUCCUUUAUUUCUCUAAUUAAUUGCCGACCGCGAAUUAAGCGCUUUAAAAAUCCGUGUAUUAUAAAGACGAAACAAAAAUUAAAUCGCAGAGAGAAAAAGUUUUCCGAACUUCCGUAAAACUUCCAGUCACUGGAUCAUUCAUCGUUCUUCUAAGACCGAGUCCAUCAUCAGAGGAUAUCUUAGAACUAUUGAGAGAUCCGAAUCCUUUGCAAUAAAUAACCCGGAUAGGGAAAGAAAUUGCGCGAAAUUUCUUUUUCGUUUGAUGCGAUGUGAUGUAAAUUUAGAGUGCGAUGGCAGUAAAUCGCAAAAAUAAUUCUGUUCCUUACUACUUUUUUUUUUAUCAAAAAUUCGGAAUUCUUCGACCGAGUCAAGUCGUUCUAAGUUGCAAGGUCUAAUAAAGCACUUGGGAGUUAUCGCAAACGAUUUGAACUUAAUUAUCUAUAUAACGAGCCAUAUAUCUUUUAUGCGGAAAUAUGCGUGCAAAAAAAUAAUAUAUCUUUUACAUUUCGUGAAUAUUUAAACGAUAUAAGACCAAUAACAAUAUCAGAUCAAUAUUAAUUGAGCCAAUUAAACUACAUGUAUGGUAAU
Molecule: messenger RNA, 2599 nt
Organism: Trachymyrmex cornetzi
Lineage: Eukaryota; Metazoa; Arthropoda; Insecta; Hymenoptera; Formicidae
Gene: Polr3G
Product: RNA polymerase III subunit G
Exons: 2
Coding region: 100-753 (217 amino acids)
Biological process (GO): transcription by RNA polymerase III
Cellular component (GO): RNA polymerase III complex
Source: RefSeq, a predicted model, not a curated record